AUGAGGUGUUUUCUGAGCAUCUGUACACUGCUGGCGACAGCGGCGUCCGCGCCCACCCCCCAAGGCGACUCGUACGGGGCUCCGUCGCCGCUGGACGCCGUUGAUGCAGCGGGUCCGGGUCCGCUCGGCCCUCUGGGCGGUCGAGGUCGACUCGGCCUGGGCCGGCCUAGCUACGGUGGCCGUCUGGGUGGUCUUCUUGGAAGCCCUCUGGGAGGUCCGCUGGGAGGACAGCGAGGCGCUUUCAUCGGAAACCUGGGCAACCCGCCCCAGCUUCGGCCGGACGGUCUGCUGGACGGGCCGGGCGUGCCCUAUAGCUUCAGCUGGACCGUGGACGAGCCCGACUACGGCAACAACUACGGCCACAGUGAGGAGAGCGACGGCAUCGUGACGCAGGGCGAGUACCGCGUGCUGCUGCCCGACAGCCGUACCCAGAUCGUCACGUACGUGGUGGAGGGUGACAGCGGCUACCAGGCGCAGGUCACCCUGACGUACCCGUCUGUGGACACCGUCCAUCUGGGCUCCCCGCUGCCGGAGGUGGCUGGCGAUGCCCCUGUCACACCUAGCUCCAGCUACGGCUACUAG
This is a messenger RNA of Pollicipes pollicipes, 582 nucleotides long. Its product is annotated as pro-resilin-like. Gene Ontology annotation, cellular component: extracellular matrix. The transcript has 2 exons. The record is from RefSeq and is a predicted model, not a curated record. The coding region runs from base 1 to 582 and encodes 193 amino acids. NCBI's taxonomy places the organism in Eukaryota, Metazoa, Arthropoda, Thecostraca, Pollicipedomorpha, Pollicipedidae.